UUACAUAUUGAUUAUGUCAUUCGGGCACCAAAUUGAAAAAUUUUCGGAUUUUUAUGUUUAAUAUUCAUAGUGAGAUCUGCCAUUAAUUAAGGAUGAGUCUUUCUUUGGAAGAUUUCAAACAAGAGUUUGCAGAAUGGGAUUUGGUUUUUCCAGUAAAUCUGUAUGAUAAAAUAAAAGAAGUUUGUGAGAAAUAUGAUUUGAGUGCCGAAGACUUUGUCAGUUCAUGGCAGGCUCACAAGCAGAAUCAUAAAAUUAAGGUCAAUCUGAAUUUGGAGCAUCUUGACUUCUUUGCUAGGGAGGAAUUUGAAAAAAAAUUUGUGAAAAAAUCUUCAAAAGUCAGAUCCAUUCCCAAGACUCCUAUAGUAAAUAAUCAUGAAGCCAACACGCCUGCCUCGUCUAAAAAACGACCGAUAGAUAUUACCCCAGAAAUGGCCAACAAGAAGAUCAUUUUGUCAGAAGAGGAUCAAUUCGUUGGCACUCCCAGCAGAGCUCCAUCCUCAUUGAAUGGCAUGACACCGUCUGCCAAGUAUUCCAGUCGCAAGAACAAGGGUGAAGUUGUGGCAUCAAAUUGCGAAAAUUCAUUAAACGAUCGUCGCCUGUGGAGAAGACAGGAUGUGAAUCGGUUGGUCACUGUGCUCGAUUAUGAAGAAGCCAGAGAGAUGAAGCCCCAUUGCAAGUACAUGUUCCACAGGGCUUCUGAAAAAUAUUACACACUGAACUUUAUGAUAUCGGACAUGCAGCAGAGGCUCCUGUCAACAGGAGUUGUUGAAGAGUUCACUUCUAUUGGUAAUGUCUUUCAGGAUCCUCAAAUUGUGAUUGGCCGAGUGAACUUUGAUGUGAUGGAUAAGCAAUUGUCAUUGGAGGAGGAGAACACGGGUCUUACUGUUCCCCUCUCACUCAACUCACUCGCUGAUUAUUUCAUUUUUACGGGACAGGUAGCAGCAUUUGAAUGCACCAACCCAACUGGCAAAUGUCUGAAUGCACUGAGAUUCAUUGAACCUGUUUACCCCCCACAACCGCCUCUCAAGGACUUCAAAGAUCUCUCCGUUCUGGUAGCAUGUGGACCGUUCAGCACACAGGACAGCACGAUGUAUGAACCAUUGAACGACUUGAUCACCCAGAUUGAACAGAACACACCUGACCUCUGCAUUCUGCUCGGUCCAUUCAUUGACACAGAGUUUGCUGAAUUGCAAAUUAAUGAAGAUCUUGGCUCUCUGCAGCAGAAUUGUUUCAAUAAAUUGAAAGAAAUGGCGGCAAGUUUACACUGCCAUGUCGUGAUCAUUCCAUCGCAGAGAGAUUUCCUUCAUGAAUUUGUUUACCCGCAACCGCCUUUCAAAUUGUCCUCGAGCAGUUUUGUAUCGUACAUGUCCGAUCCAUGCACCCUCGAUGUUGAUGGGCUGGUCAUUGGGGUGACGUCAACGGAUGUUCUCAUGCACAUGAGCAAGGAUGUCAUAUCAAAGUCACAGAAAAAUGUUGACAGAUUUACAAAACUUGUUCAAACAUUUCUAGGCCAACACAACUUCUAUCCUGUCAACCCACCAUCCAACGAAGUCAAUGUUGACCUUGAACUCUUCGAUGUGUACGCCAAAUUAACUGUUACACCGCAUUUGCUCAUUCUUCCGUCUGAAUUGAAAUGUUUCGUCAAGACAGUCAACUGCUGUACUUGCGUGAAUCCAGGGAAGCUCUCAAAGAAGGAAGCUGGCGGAACAUACGCCCACAUUAAAAUACGUGCCAACGCUCCGGCAGUGAAUGUUGGUGAAAAUUCCCCUGGUAACAUUGAGAACAAUGUGACCUGUGAAGUGAAAGUUGUGAAAAUAUGAGGAGAAUGAAGAUAGGACAAAUAGUUGAAUACUGUACUUCAUUAGUUUAUUGCAUAAAAUCGAUAUCGCAUCUCCCAAGACACUUCUUGUGUCUAAAUGUCAUAAUGUUCUGUAUUUCAGUUCCGUUUUUCAUUAUUCGGUUGAAUGCCAUCAUCGUCAUCAUGUUUAGUUGUCAUCGCCAAUGAACAAUAAACAAAUAAAGGGCGUUGCUUAUUUAGUUAAUUAUCUCGUCUUUUCAGCUGUCCUCAUCUAUUAAAACUACCGGUUCUUCAAA
Messenger RNA from Helobdella robusta, 2094 nucleotides. RefSeq lists its product as hypothetical. Gene Ontology annotation, molecular function: DNA binding. Bases 93 to 1820 code for a protein of 575 amino acids. The transcript has 18 exons. NCBI's taxonomy places the organism in Eukaryota, Metazoa, Annelida, Clitellata, Rhynchobdellida, Glossiphoniidae. Gene Ontology annotation, cellular component: alpha DNA polymerase:primase complex. Gene Ontology annotation, biological process: DNA replication; DNA replication initiation. The record is from RefSeq and is a predicted model, not a curated record.